AUGGCUACUACAUUAGCAGAUUUCAAAGGGUGGCAAAUCAUCGUCAAGGAUGAACAUGGUGGUUUGAUUAAUGAUAGUACGAAGAGAAGAAGAAGAAGAAGGGGAGGUUUUGGAAAUAAGGAGUAUAUCUGUUUACAAAGGAAGUCAGAUGGUCUAAUUUUAUCAUGUGGGGAUUCAAUUGUAUGCAGAGAUCCACAGACGAAUUCGUUGGCAGUUUACAUGAUCCAUGAGAUUCGCCUAAAUACAGCAAGUAAUUAUGUUGAGCUCUGGUGUUUUGGAUAUCUAUGUUGGUAUGAGAUAAAUCCAAAGGAAUACUAUGCCCAGUUUUUACCGGAAGUUCUUGAUUCUUGUCCUGAAUUUGAAUCUGAGAUCGAAGUAGCGGAUUAUUUUCGAGAAAAAUUCCAGCUGGAAUGUAAUAAGUCCGAACUUUAUCUCACCGCUGAGUUAUCUGAACUUUACCUGAAAGAUUUUGUGUCAUUGGCAAAAAUCUACGAUUCAGAUUCCUUUUCAUCCGAUCUCAUCACGGAGGACAAUCAAACACAUACUUUCGUCGUUAGCAGCGCAUGCGAGCCUGAUGGGAAUACAUUUGUACAUAUCGAUAUACGUGCAAUUGAGGAAUAUAUACGUGAGAGUGAUCCGGAAAGAAGCAAAAAGUAUCUGAAGGAGCUGACUGCGGAUGUCAAGCUUGCCAAAAGUAAGAAAAAGAAGAUAGAUAAACCCAGGAAGGAGACUGUAACUUCAAAACCAAAUUUCAUAAAAGAGGAGAAGUCGGAUUGUAUGGCCAUCAAUACUGAAGAUCCUCCGAUAGGUACUACUUCUUCUCCUAAUUCCAAGUCGGAAUCACUUGAGGCCUUACCGACAAGGGGAGACAAUAGGAUCGGCAGGAAACAGGCUUCUAGCAUAAAAAUUGAAGAUGACAAGGGAAUAUUAGCAGAUGUCAAAAAUGCUCAGCGGGGAGCGAAUAGAGGUCCUUCUAGAUCUACUAGCAAGGCCAAGCGUGUUACAUGGGAUACAGAAAACAUAAAAAAUCAUGAUGAAACCUCGCAAUUACCUGUACAGGAAGACGACGAGGAUCAUUACAAUGCUACCGAAAUUGUCGACUAUCAACUUUCGAACAGCGAGGAUGAUUUGCUAGAUAAUGAGAACUACGAGACGGAUAACGACGAGGAGGACGUUAGGCCUUCAAGAAAAAUAACUGCUAAGCCAGAUAGGAAAAGACGUAGGGCUUCGAGCUCACCUACUAAGGAACCUUCUACUCCAAAAAGAGCAGUUACUAAGAAAAACGUUGUACGUGCAAAGAAAGCGUAUACUCCAUUUUCGAAGCUGUACAAACGCCCGCAGGAUAUUCCGGAUUUAACUAAAAACAAAGACUUCUACCGUGAUACUCAUGAAUGGGACAUUUCUGCAUUAGAGAAUCAGUUUCGAUCUCCUUCCAAGCAAAGGACAGUAGAAACAAUAUUUUCAAAAGUAAAAAGACAAUUAAAUUCUAAUCACGGAAAAGAGGAAAUUGUCAAGGCAUCGAAUUUUAAUGACUAUCUCCCAGCGCGUGAAAACGAGUUUGCUACCAUUUACUUAAGUGCAUAUAGUGCGAUUGAAGCUGGUACUGGGACUAGUAUAUACAUUGCCGGUACGCCAGGCGUUGGAAAAACGUUAACUGUAAGAGAAGUUGUGAAGGAAUUGCUAAUAUCGGCAGAUAGAAAAGAGCUGCCAAAGUUUCAGUAUAUAGAAAUAAAUGGGUUAAAAAUGGUAAAGCCCACGGAUAGUUAUGAUUUUCUAUGGAAGAAGUUAUCGGGGAGUACUUUAACGUCUGGAGCUGCAAUGGAAUCCUUAGAAUAUUACUUUAAAGAGGUACCUUUGACUAAGAAACGUCCGGUUGUAAUUCUACUAGAUGAACUUGAUGCAUUAGUUACCAAAAAUCAAGACGUUAUGUAUAAUUUCUUCAACUGGACAACUUACGAAAAUUCAAAACUGAUUGUGGUUGCAGUGGCCAAUACAAUGGAUCUUCCUGAGCGUCAACUAGGUAAUAAGGUAUCGUCUAGAAUUGGGUUCACCAGAAUUAUGUUUACCGGUUAUACACAUGACGAGCUAAAAACUAUAAUAAAUCUUCGUUUAGAGGGUCUUAAUGACAGCCAUUUUUUUGUUGACCCAUCAACUGGCAGCUCUUAUUUGUAUCAGGAUGAUGAGCUUAGCCAUAUACCUGAGGAUAUCUCAAAGUUGCAAAAAGUUAGACUAAAGAUUAGCGAUGACGCCAUAGAAAUAGCAUCCAGAAAAAUUGCAAGUGUUAGCGGCGACGCCAGGCGUGCAUUGAAAGUGUGCAAACGGGCUGUUGAAAUAGCAGAACACGACUACAUGGUGCGCCAUGGGUACCAAUAUGCUCCUACGGCUACCGCUGGCAAAAAAAUAGCAGUGAAAGACAAUGAAAAGCAUGAGGAACUACAAAGAGUGGAAAUAAAACACAUCACCAAAGCCCUCCAUGAGACCAUCAAUUCUCCCACAGACAUAUACAUGAACAGACUCUCUUUUACUUGCAAGCUAUUCCUCUAUGCAUUGGUGAACUUAAUCAAAAAAUCUGGCAGUCAGGAGCAAACGCUUGGUGAUAUUAUUGAUGAAAUCAGAUUACUGAUAGAAGUCAAUGGAAGGAAUAAAUACAUCCUUGAGCUAAAAAGGGUGUUCUUUUUUGCGGAUGGUGUGGCAGGAGAUGAGGAGGAACAGCUACGCAUAAUAUCUUGGGACUAUCUCAUAAAUCAACUCGUAGAAACUGGGCUGGUCAUUAAACAAAAUCUGAAGAACGAACGCAUGUGCGCCGUCAAAUUAAACUUAUCAUUUGAGGAGGUUAGUAAAAACAUUAUGGAUGACGAGGUAUUGAAGACAUUAUGA
Molecule: messenger RNA, 2877 nt
Organism: Eremothecium sinecaudum
Lineage: Eukaryota; Fungi; Ascomycota; Saccharomycetes; Saccharomycetales; Saccharomycetaceae
Gene: ORC1
Product: origin recognition complex subunit 1
Exons: 1
Coding region: 1-2877 (958 amino acids)
Biological process (GO): DNA replication initiation; mitotic DNA replication checkpoint signaling
Cellular component (GO): nuclear origin of replication recognition complex
Molecular function (GO): DNA replication origin binding; ATP hydrolysis activity; ATP binding
Source: RefSeq, a predicted model, not a curated record